Emiliania huxleyi CCMP1516 is the source of this 569-nucleotide messenger RNA. RefSeq lists its product as hypothetical. The transcript has 3 exons. The record is from RefSeq and is a predicted model, not a curated record. The annotation marks the transcript as partial. Lineage: Eukaryota; Haptophyta; Isochrysidales; Noelaerhabdaceae.
GCGAGGAGGAGCGCGCGCGGCUCGAGAUCGCCCUCGAGGAGGCAAAGGGCGAGCUCGCCGCGGCGGUCGAGCAGCUGGCGGCGGACCGGGAUGCGGCGGCCGCCGAUCGCGCGGCGGCGGCCAAGCUGACGCCGAUGCGAGACAAGCUGCUCGAGCUGAAGAGGCAGUCCGUCGCGAUGCUGGACGAGCGCGAGGCGGAGCUCAGCCGGUUGCGCGCGUCGGUGGCCGUCGAGGGGGACAAGGCGCCCGCGGCGGAGGCGGUGGCAGCGAACGGCGGCGGGGGCCGCGGCAGUACAGCCUCAGAGGUCGCAGCGCUGCGCCGGCAACUCCGCGAGGCGCGCAGCGGGGCGAGGGAGGCGCGCGAGGCGCUGCGCGUGUGGCGGGAGACGGACGCUGGCGGCCUUGAGCACCUCAAGCAGGUGGUAUGCAAAUACAUUUCGAUGGACGAGACCGAGUCGGAGGCGGUGUUCCAGGUGAUCGCCGCGCUCCUCGGCCUCUCACCCCAGGAGCACAAUGAGCUGCAGAAAGCGCGGGCCCGCAAGAUGUCCAAGGGCUCGUUCCUCUUUUGA